Molecule: messenger RNA, 3590 nt
Organism: Mya arenaria
Lineage: Eukaryota; Metazoa; Mollusca; Bivalvia; Myida; Myidae
Product: glutamate receptor 2-like
Exons: 18
Coding region: 238-3045 (935 amino acids)
Biological process (GO): synaptic transmission, glutamatergic; monoatomic ion transport; modulation of chemical synaptic transmission
Cellular component (GO): plasma membrane; postsynaptic membrane
Molecular function (GO): glutamate-gated receptor activity; transmitter-gated monoatomic ion channel activity involved in regulation of postsynaptic membrane potential
Source: RefSeq, a predicted model, not a curated record
UCCAUAAAGCCAACUGUUUUGAAUCGUUUAGGGUUGCGUCAGUCUCAUUCUGAUUGAUUGUUUCAUUUAAGACGGAGUCUUAUGAGAAAAUGGGAUUUUAUUCCAAAAGGAGGAAAUAUUCGGUCUGUUAGUUUCUUUUGUUGUGACAUGUGUAUAUUUUGCAUUCGUCAACUAUACUUAGAGGACAAAAUACGUUUAUGUGAAAACAAAGUACACUAUACUGGAUUCUGAGCCAGCAUGCAUGUUGCAGCGGACCUGCACGUGUUUGUCUCGUGCUGUCUGAUCACGUGCACGGGAAUUUCGUACGCCCAAUCGGACCGACUCAAAGUACCUAUAGGUGCGAUCUUUACGAAAUCUGACCAGCUAGCGAUCACGGCGUUUCGGUACGCUGUUUCACGCUACAACACCAUCUCCACCAACCCGUUUGCCCUCACCACCUACGUCGACAGCGACACUGAUGUCACUGAUAGCUUUGAACUCGCCUCCAAGAUAUGUGAGCGGAUGGCGUACGGCGUGUUCCUGUUUUUCGGAGUGAAGGACACCGCAUCUCUGGACAUCGUACAGUCGUUCACGCGCACUUUCCACAUGCCCUUCCUAUCGCCAUCCACCGCCAUGUGGACAGACAAGUCUGCCGCCGGCUUCGAGAUCCACAUGAAGCCAGACUACUCCUUCGCUAUCAUCGACAUGAUCCUCUAUUUCGAAUGGAAGAAGAUCCACUACGUCUACGACUCGGACGAAGGUCUUCAGCACAUUCAGCUAGUGUUGUCCGCUCUACGCGAGGUGAGUGAGGCCGGAAGAGAGUUCCACGUGCAGGUGGUCGCCCGCCGGAUGUUCAACGUGGAGAAUGCGCACGACGAGUUGCGGCAGCUGGAUCGUAUGGAGACGGACCCGACUGCUCAGAAAGUGAUCGUCUUUGACCUGUCCUCCGAGCUCGCCUACAGACACAUCCUCAGGCAGAUUCCUGAAGUGGGGAUGAAUAAGGAUGGAUACCAUUACUUGAUAGCCACAUUGAACUUUGCCAACCUGGACAUGGGCCGGUACCUGCACGGGGGCGUGAACAUGACGGGCUUCCAGUUGAUCGACCUGUCCAGCAAGCACGUGGAGAGGUUCAUGCGCGAUUGGAGUGGUGCGCCGCUCGGUGCCACCUACCCAGAUACAGCCCCAAACAAACUCACGUACGAGGCGGCGCUGGCGGUGGACGCCAUCGAAGUUGUGACGCGCGCGCUGAAGGGGAUGGUGAAGAGCAACUCGAAGGUGUUCCAGUCCACGUUCCGGCGGGGAGCCGUCUACAACUACAACCGCACCAAGGGCAUCCCCUGCACCACCAGCCCUCCCAUACCCUGGAUGCACGGUGAUGCCAUCAUAGAACACAUCAAGCAGCAAGACUUUGAGGGCCUCACGGGUCGUAUCAGGUUCGACGAGGAUGGCUUCCGGUCCGACUACAAACUUGACGUCUACUCCGUGGGACUGGACUCUGGGCCACAAAAGAUGGGCCAAUGGACUCCACGGGAGCGAUUCAAGAGCUUGUAUCACACAGACGAAAUCAGCAUCAUCGAAAACAGGAAGAGAGAGAAAGUCGUUGUCUCAAUCAUUUCGCCGCCAUUCCUGAUGAUGAAGGAGCAAGAACAGAACGGAAAACCUCUUCUUGGCAACGACAGGUUCGAAGGUUACGUGGUUGAACUUGCGGAGCAGGUGAUGUACAAGAAGAACAAGUUCGAGUACGUGAUUAAGCUGGUGGAUGACAACAUGUACGGCAACUUUGACCCCACUAACAAGACAUGGACAGGCAUGAUCGGUGAACUCAUACAGAAGAAAGCAGAUGUUUGUAUAGCGCCGCUUACAAUUUUGUAUGAUCGAGAAAAAGUGGUAGAUUUUACAAAGCCGUUUAUGAAUUUCGGUAUCUCCAUCAUGAUCAAGAAACCGGAAAUUAUGAAGCCCGGUGUCUUCUCGUUCAUGGAACCCCUAGAGAUGAAGAUCUGGUUUUGUAUCGUGGUCGCAUACUGUGGCGUUAGCAUCCUUCUAUGGCUAGCAAGCCGCUUUUCGCCCUACGAGUGGCGGAACUCGAGCGCUGGGCCAUCCGCCAACAGGUUCUCUUUGCUGAACGCACUCUGGUUCUCGAUGGGCGCCCUCAUGCUCCAAGGCAGCGACGCCUGCCCGAGGUCUUUUUCUGGCCGUGUAAUUGGUACCGUCUGGUGGUUUUUCGUUUUGAUCAUCAUUUCGUCAUACACAGCUAAUUUGGCGGCUUUUCUUACAAUAGAGCGUAUGCAGACGCCAAUUGAAUCUGCAGACGACCUAGUAGCUCAAACGGAUAUUAAAUAUGGCACUUUAGCGACAGGUUCUUCCGUAGAAUUCUUUAAGAAUUCGAAGGUACCGACAUACCAGCGGAUGUACAACUACAUGUCGGCGAACCCCUCGGUGAUGGUGGACUUGGUCCAGGAGGGUAUCGAGCGCGUGAAGAAGUCCAAGGGCAAGUACGCCUACCUGCUCGAGUCACCUACCAACGAGUACACCAACAACAAAGACCCGUGCGACACCAUGAAGGUUGGACCAAACCUCAACUCUAAGGGCUUCGGCAUUGCAACAGCCAAAAACUCGCCACUCAGCGAGGCAAUGAACCUGGCGGUGCUGAUGCUGAUGGAGGAGGGCACACUUCCAAAGAUGAAGAUGAAGUGGUGGAAGGACAAGGGCGGCUGCGGGACUGACGGAAAGGAUUCCUCCGGAAAGCGGAAGCUAUCGCUGAGUAACGUGGCGGGGAUAUUCUACAUCCUGGUUGGCGGGCUGGUUCUCGCCGUCAUCUUGGCCAGCGUCGAGUUCUUCUGUCGGAAAACAAAAUUUCUUGAACCGACGAGUUAUCUGAAGGCGACGGAGACAAUCACGACGUUAUUGAGCGCGACGUCAGCGGAACGUGAGAAUGGUGACGUUUAUGUCGAUCACGGCUACACCCCCACAAACCACACCGACAAGCAAGAGGCCACGUUUAACUACUCGACAGCCCCACCGUGUAUAGGAUUUGAACAGUUUACCCAGGGACGGACAGAAUUGUGACGGCGAAUUUAGAUGCUAGUGUUUAUGUACAUACACAACGAACCGCAGCUCUGUAGGAUGUUUAUAUGAAAUAGCUGUAAAUAAGUUCAGCUGUGUCAUUUAGUAGCAGUGAACGACCACCUUCAUUGUUUCAAUGACAAUACUGAUUACUGCGGAAAUCUGCUAACGUAUGAGAGGAACAUGAGUCAGAAAAGUCGCGGUAAAGUGUCUUUGAGACGACGAAAAUUGAAAAUCACUGGAGACUCUAUUAUUGAUGGUUAAGAGCGGUUCGUGCGUUAGUGGUGAGUUGAGUGGCAAACUUUGUCAAUUAGAUAGUGCUGAGAACUCUGGGAAUAUCUCAGUAAUUUCAAAUUAGCCCGAGUCCCUUUAUAAGCGCUGCGCAUGCGAUAUGUUGAUACUAUUUUUCUCUAUGUAUACUGUGUAAAUACUUAAAACGUGUGUUAUCUUUCAAAAACAUAUUUAUUAGUUAUGAUUGCUAUUAAUAUUUGAUACUUUUAUUCAAUCGGAUUGUUUAACAUCCUAGUCUUUGAGGUUUUACUCAAAAC